AUGCAAUCGAGUGACGUCGAUAUGAACUUUUGCUCUUCUUCAUUAUUACAAAAAACAUCUGAUGAAAAAUAUAUUCAAUCGAAAACAUCGAAUAUAAAAUCCAAACAGAUUUUAUCAGGAUUCAUAAAUAAUCAUUUAGAACGUUCUCGAAAAUUAUCUAGCUCUUAUCAUGUUCGAAAUCGUCAUCGUCGUCGUCAUUGCCGACGUAUUCCAUUAACAUUUGAUAUAAAUCAUAAAUCUAAAGAUUCAAAUGAACUUAAAAAUCAACUAAGUCUGAAUAAUAAUAAAAUUAAUAUUGAGUCACUAAAACCAAUCGAAAAUAUUGAACAAGAAGAAAAUCAUGUCAACAAUUCAGAUGAACAAAUUAAAGCACAACAAGCACAAUUACAGAGAGCUAUUUACAAUGCCAAACAAACACCAUUAAUACCUUUAAUUGUUGAUAUAGAUUAUCGUUCAUUAUUCGAUUUAUCACAACAAGAAUAUGGUCUAUUGAUUAAUAUUCUAAAUUUAUUACGUAACUCUUUAAUCAAUCCUACUACCACAUCAAAUAAUUUUGAUGAUGAAGAAAUAGCUCAACAACAUCAAGAGCAAUUUUUUUAUGAAAAUUUAAGGCAUGCUGAUGAAUCAUCAUCUACAACUAUGACUUCAAUUGAUAUGAGACCACUGGAAGAAAUCGAGGCUGAUGCUGCUUACGCUUUUCAACUUCAAGAAGAAGAAUAUUCAAAAAAUAGUAUCACACCAUUUCUAUCAUAUCAACAAAAUUCAAACGAUAAACACUCUCCAAAUCCUAUUGUCAAUUUUGGUGGUCAAAUCAUGCUUAGUGAUGCAGAAUUAGCAGCACAUUUACAAGCAGAAGAAAAUCAUCAACAACAACAACAACAACAGAGACGUAAUCAACGACGAAUCCCACAGCCAACAACUAAUCGAAAUUACCAAUCUAAUGAAUCUGAGAAUAUAACUAUUCCACCUUUUGCCAGUCCUACAAAUCCUCCUUCAUUUGGUGGAAAUAAUAAUCGUGCUGCUCCUAACGUUUUAUCUUUAAUUCGAACUCUUGCCUCCAGUGGUGUAACAUCUCGUGGUUCUCCUAAUUUUCGUAGUCAUAGAAAUAGAAAUAUUGAAAAUAUUGACGAAGAUUUCGGUCCAAACGAUUAUGAAAAUUUACUUCAACUGGAUGAAUCAGUCAAUAAAAACGCUUUAUCUAGCGAUCAGAUUAAUAGACUUCCAACUGAAAAAUUUCGUCGGUUACCAAAUACAACUACUGAAGAAAAACAAUGUAGUGUUUGUUGGGACGAAUUUGAACCAAAUCAGACAUUACGUCGAUUACCAUGUCUUCAUCGCUACCAUCAAAGUUGUAUAGAUAAUUGGUUAAAAACUAAGAAUUUGUGUCCCGUUUGUCGAACGCCACCCAUUAAAUAA
Rotaria sp. Silwood2 is the source of this 1416-nucleotide messenger RNA. Lineage: Eukaryota; Metazoa; Rotifera; Eurotatoria; Philodinida; Philodinidae. The record is from the annotation of a GenBank genome assembly.